This is a messenger RNA of Asparagus officinalis (garden asparagus), 579 nucleotides long. RefSeq lists its product as uncharacterized. NCBI's taxonomy places the organism in Eukaryota, Viridiplantae, Streptophyta, Magnoliopsida, Asparagales, Asparagaceae. The coding region runs from base 1 to 579 and encodes 192 amino acids. The transcript has a single exon. The record is from RefSeq and is a predicted model, not a curated record.
AUGUGGAAGCAAUUGCUGAGAACUAGGGAUAAAGCAUUGAUUCUUUGUGAUGGAGUUGACAAUCUAAAGAAUCUCAUCAAUUCAUGUUGCAGGAACUCCAAAAUCAAGCUUUCAGCUUUGUAUUAUGCUUUAUCUCUGGCUAUAGGAAAUGUACCAUGCUUCAAAACAGUGUGGGAGAACUUGAUUAUUUCUAAACAUUCAUUUAUCUCUUGGUUGGCAGUUCAAGAUUGCCUCCUUACUCAAGACAAGCUUCUUAGAAGAGGAAUCAUUACAACUAAUGUCUGUAACUUGUGCUCUGGUGCAGGAAUGGAGUCUAGGGAUCAUUUGUUCUUUGAUUGCUCCUUCUCAUGUAGAGUGUGGAAUAGCAUCAUGGAAUGGUUAAAAUUCAAAUGGAGAUCUGCAAACUGUGCACACAUUAUGUUCUGGUUCUCUUCAAGGCUAAGGGGAAAUGGUUUCAAACAGAGGCUCAAGAGACUGGCGUUUACAGCUACAAUCUACAACAUUUGGUGUGAAAGAAAUGAGAGAAUUUCUCAGCAAAUGAAGUUUGUUGUCUUCAUGAAUUUUUGUAUUCUCAGUUAA